GGCAGCGGCGUGCGGCAGCAGGAAGCCAUCCUACUGGUCCUGCCCUUCGUGGUGUCGUUCCUCAACACACUGAUGCCCCACCUGUACAGCCUCCUGGCUCGGUGGGAGAGGCAGGACUCCCCCGUGGCACAGGUCUACGUGGCAAUCUGCAGGAACCUCAUUCUGAAGAUGGUGGUCCUUGGUCUGCUCUGCUACCAGUGGCUCAGCCGGAGAGUUGUCUGCUCGGCAGAAGAGUGCUGGGAGACAUGUGUGGGGCAGGACCUGUAUCGCUUCGUGGUGAUGGAUUUCAUAUUCACCCUGCUGGACAUGCUCUUCGGGGAGCUGGUCUGGAGGCUGAUCUUGGAGAAGAGGCUGAAGAGGAAGCAGAAGCCCGAGUUUGACAUCGCCCGGAACGUGCUGGAGCUGAUCUACGGGCAGACCCUGACGUGGCUGGGUGUUCUCUUUGCGCCGCUCCUGCCAGCCGUGCAGACGCUGAAGCUGCUGCUGCUCUUCUAUAUCAAAAAGACCAGCCUGAUGCAGAACUGCCAGUCCCCCAGCAAGCCCUGGCAAGCAUCUCACAUGAGCACCAUCUUCAUCACCCUGCUGUGCUUCCCCUCCUUCCUGGGUGCAGCCGUCUUCCUCUCCUACACCAUCUGGUCGGUGCAGCCGUCAGAAACCUGUGGUCCCUUCCAAGGGCUGGAAACCAUCUACAAGUCAGGGAAGACCUGGGUACAGGUGCUAGAGAAGUCCAACCCAAACAUCACCUGGUUCACGUGGAUCCUCCAGCACGUGGUGGAGAACACCUUCCUCCUGUUUUUCCUGUCCGGAGUCCUGCUAGCUGUGACCUACUUCAACAUCCAGGUGGUUAGAGGCCAGCAGAGGAUCAUCCGCCUGCUCAAGGAGCAGAUUGCCAACGAGGGGGAAGAUAAAAGAUUUCUCAUUCAGAAGCUUCACUCCGUUUAUGAGCAGAGAGAGAGACGCGCCUGA
Molecule: messenger RNA, 966 nt
Organism: Antrostomus carolinensis (chuck-will's-widow)
Lineage: Eukaryota; Metazoa; Chordata; Aves; Caprimulgiformes; Caprimulgidae
Gene: TMC6
Product: transmembrane channel like 6
Exons: 10
Cellular component (GO): plasma membrane
Molecular function (GO): mechanosensitive monoatomic ion channel activity
Source: RefSeq, a predicted model, not a curated record